AUGAAUGUCGCAAUGGCCCGAUACAAGAUCGCCUUCUUCCCACCAAAAGGAAAAGGUGAUAGACUUGACCUUCUGGUGGAAUUCGAUGGCAAUCGCACAAUUUCAGACCUUACUGGCACUGUCAUAGAACGUGCUUCCAAGUACCGAUCCUUGCCUAACUACGUCCGACAUGACUGGCUGCAACUCUGCCUAGGCUCAGAAGAUGGCUCCCUGAUAGACCACGAAGCUAUUAUUCAAGAUGUGAUCACUACAACAGAUGUGCUUUUCAUCAUCUUUCUCGACGCUCCGCGAUUGGGCGCCCAGAUUGAUCACAAGAAACCUUCUGAAAUUGAUGCACUACGCAUUCGAGUUAUCAUUCCGAAAGAAGCCCAGGGACCUCUCGAAAAGCGGUCAAUCACUUUCCUAAAAGCCGGCCACUCUUACCCGCCUUCUUCAACCCUGAAAGAGAUAAGAGAUGAUAUUGCACAAUACCUCCAGCUGCCCGCUGUUUGGCCUCGAAAUGCUUUCCCUACAAAGCUCGACCUCCACACCAUCCAAGGCCCUAUCAGCACCAACGACCUCAGCCUGACACUUAAAGAGGCUGGAUUGAACAAGCUCGCCACCAACAAUGUGCUUACGAUAUACGCCGUCGUCAGCGCGAGCUCCCGUCAGAAGGAGUCCCCUCCGACUGAGCUGGUUGUCUUCUGCGUGGACCGCAGCCACAGCAUGUGCACAUCGUCAGGGUUUUUAGAGCUCGAGGGAACCAACAACAACGAUAGCGUCACACCCAUAGCCAAGGCUAAUGCCGAUGUCAUCUCGGGUGAUGAAGACGUUCAAGAUGCGUCUCUGGAUGAGAUUAAAUCCUGGCUACGUGGCCACGAAUCCUAUGAAGACAUCAUUCAUAUCAUUCGUUAUUGCCCCUCUGGUGCCGCGAAAGUCGUGCAACAAAUUCUCGAACUCUUGAGAUUUCUGACCAUUCGAGAGAUCGAUCAUCUAACGACCGGCCGAGAGACAGUCACGACGUCGGCUAGAUUUUCCCAUGUUGGCAUGGGGCCUAAUGAGCGACAGAUGCGCUCAUUACAGAGGAUUCUUGCCGGGAUCAAUCUUCACCAAAGAGCCUUGUCCGAUAUCCUGAUCUACAGUGCCAAAGACCCGUGGUUUGAAUCAAAACAAUGCGUGUGGACCUACGGUGAUGAUCUGCCUCCUCCUCCACCUUCAGCGACUGAGGAGACCAUAGAAUUGGGCGACUUUUGUGUCGUUCCUCAGGAGUACCGAUGUCCGAUCAGCCACGACCUUUUCCAAGAUCCGGUGUGUACAUCUGAUGGAUUUAGAUUCGACAGAAAGGCAAUCGAGUUCUGGUACCGUGACCACAAAAGCAAUCCGUUGACGCAACGUCCUAUCGCGGACACGACCUUGAGGCAUGAUGAAGUUAAGGCGAAUCAGAUCAAGGCCUGGGUCAAAGCAGAGGAUGUCAUCAAUUCUUUGCCGUCGACGGCUAGACGUACAGAAAGCCAACUCUCCAUACGCCUGUCCGGACUCAUCAUAAAUUUCGUUGGCCUUUCGUGCUUCAGCAGAGAGCUGCCAGAAUCGACACGUUUAUUGGAUCUUUACAAAGUCGCCUUUCGAGGAAUGCGAGGUCGGUACGCCAAAUUCUCGCUUCAUGUCCGAGAUGUUUAUCUACCUUGCACCAAAGUGAACAUGUUGCAGAAAGGGGUGUUGGACGGCGAGACUAUUACCAUCAAUCCAAACUAUAUCUCACGUGAAAACCCCCCCAGAGGCUCGACAAGCCAGGAGCAAAUGUGUCUCAUCCGAGUGUACAACACUACUGACUUCUCAAAAGCUCACUUUUCAAAGGAGUCUUUCAACUACUGGGUACCAGUGGGUUCUCAACUUACCUACGGUUCGAUCAUCUUCCGGAACUGGAGAUAUGACGUGCAGCACCGUGGCGUUACCUGUUUUGUCUACGAUCAAUCCGUAAAGACUGAUUUCAAAGACCUCGGCGACGAUGGGAUCGGAUUUACCCGACGCAAUUCGUGGGAGUCACUGUCCAAAGAUUUGAGGGAUGUUCGUCCUAAAGAGGUCCGAGAACAUGAGCCACUCUAUCAACUCAUUCGCGACGCGGGAAAGAAGUCAGACGCAACCCGUCGCGAACCUUACACCGGAGCCAAACUUUCAAGCGCGACCGCUGGGGAUGCCCACCGUUAUGGCCAUUGUCGAGUGUUCAAGGUCGCGUUGUCACAGUACGAGAGACCCGAAGAAAUCGAGCGACGCAAAGUGCGGGACCAGAAAGCCUCAAGAUUGUCCAGGAUGGAUGUGACUAAACAGGUCUGCUCACAGUUCUUCGACAGAUUGAUUGCGUACGGUUACCCCACGACCGUUGGCCUGGUCACCUUCGGGACAGACGUGAGACUCACGCAGUGGCUGACGGGCGCCGUUGAGAACGUGCGAGAGGCCGUGGAUGCUAUCGACGCAGGAGGCAACACUGCGCUAUGGGACGCGCUUGUAUUGGCGGCGAACCAUCUAAUCUCCCAAAGUCAAUCUUACCCGGGGAUCAAGAAGAGAAUCAUCUGCAUUUCCGAUGGCCGAGAUACCGGUUCGGUCUGCAAAGCAGAGGAAGUGUGUGGAAAACUAUUCCAGCACCGCAUCGUGGUCGACUCGAUCGCCCUUCCGGGAGAGGAUACUCGUGCGCUCCGAACGAUCUCGCAUCUUACAGGUGGAUACAAAUUCAGGCCCACGUCUCUCGAACAGGCCCUUGCUCUGUGUGAACUGGAGCCGGUGCUCUCGAUCCACGAACGACCCCGAAACGUGCGAUUCAUGUCGGCUCAACCAUUCGACUUGCCAUGGGCGACUGAGAUUCCAGAGUUGGAACCCGAUCCCCUCACCAGAGAUAAAUUCCCUGCUCUCAAGACCCAUAAGAACCUUCACGACCCAUUCAUCCAAGUCGGCUACUUGGAAAGAGUGACGCGGUCAAUGGUGCCCGAGGAAACGCCCCGUACUCCCACCUCGCCGACGACUCCAUCCCGCAGACUCCUGGCAGAAAUCCGCGACAUUGCCUACAACCCGCACCCUGAUAUCGACGUGUUCGUCUCUGAGAGAAACAUGGGGUUCUGGAAGAUCGUCCUGGAGGGUGCACGAGGGUCGGCAUACGCUAAAGCUGCAUUUGUCCUUUAUCUCGAUAUGGGGAAGGAUUAUCCACGCAAAGCUCCGAUCGCGCGUUUCGUCACCCCGAUCUUGCAUCCAAACGUCAAUCGACACGGAAGAAUCUGCCAUCCAACCCUCGACCGCGACUGGACGGUCCACACCACGAAUAAAGAAAUCCUCGACAACAUCCUCGGCCUCUUGUUGGUUCCCGAGUUCGAGGACCUCGCCAACACCGUGGCCGCGGAGGAUUACUACCGUGACGAAGUCGCCUUCAAGCAGGAGGUGGAGAGACAUUGUGACAAGCACGCGUGGAAAUCGAGGGCUAUGCUGGGGCGGGAUAUCCUCGCAGGACGUUAG
Fonsecaea multimorphosa CBS 102226 is the source of this 3477-nucleotide messenger RNA. RefSeq lists its product as uncharacterized. Gene Ontology annotation, cellular component: nucleus. The coding region runs from base 1 to 3477 and encodes 1158 amino acids. Lineage: Eukaryota; Fungi; Ascomycota; Eurotiomycetes; Chaetothyriales; Herpotrichiellaceae. Gene Ontology annotation, biological process: protein polyubiquitination. Gene Ontology annotation, molecular function: ubiquitin conjugating enzyme activity. The record is from RefSeq and is a predicted model, not a curated record. The transcript has 2 exons.